GCUUGAAUUGGCUUGGGUUUAUGUUAAUUGCUCUUGGUUCCUUCAAUUUUUGGGUAGCCCGUGAGCUUUCUUCUUCCAUGCCGCCGGCCUUCCCCCAAUCUGCAGCUCCGGUUUUAGCUGGAGAAUUAUGGUUCUCGAUCGUUCUGUUAGUUUAGUACGUGAAUUGAGUGCUCGGUUUUGCGGAGUGAGGUAAGUAGAUUAUGGUAACGCCCUUCGAUUUUAAAAGCAUGUUUCGAUUUGUUUUUGAAGUGGUGGCGGGACUAAACCUGUUUUACACAAGUAUGAGUGAUUUGAAGUGAAAUGUUUUAUGCUUUUCAUUAAAUUGAGCAUGCCUACUUGAAAUUUAAGUGACUGUCCUGAUGAUCUGAAAGUGAUUUUGAAUUGUGAUUUUCCUGUUAACUUCUGCCUGUUUUGUCUCCGAUGUGGUCAUGUUAUUAGUGACCCUGUUAGUGGGGGAGGUUAUAAACGCUAGUACAUGUCGACAUGUUAUUGAUAGAAUCGGUUCGUUGAGUGACCCUGCUUGUGGGGGUUAUACACCAGCAAACAGUGACCCUGCUUGUGGGAAUUAUACACCAGCAAACAGUGCGCCUGCCAGUGGGUGUUAGACGCUGGCCAUGACCUAUAGAGGAGACGUCUAUUUCGUUCCCGUAUUGUAUCCGUUUUUCGUGAUUGCACAUGUUGGCAUGCUAUAAGUUUAAUUAAGGGCACUCCAUGUUUACUUACUGAGUUUAUCUCAUAGUUUUUUUUUGUCCACCAUUUCAGGAAGUGAAACCGAGGACAGAGAAACCACGGGAAGUGACGAGUUAGAAAGCUAGCCAUUUCGAGAUUGAUAUAGAUUUUAGAAAUAAAUCAUGAUCUUGUAAGCUAAAGUGUAUUUGGAGAUUUAUGAUAUCGGAGAAAUUUUAUAAUUUGAUCUUCAGAUUUUUAUGGUAUUAGUUUGUGAUAUGAUUAAGUUCCGAGCCUUGUGCACUUGUGGGACCCGUCUCACGAGUGCACGGCAUCUGCCACGUCUCCGGAUUUGGGUUCUGGGGCGUGACACCUUGUGAG
Rubroshorea leprosula is the source of this 1047-nucleotide messenger RNA. The record is from the annotation of a GenBank genome assembly. NCBI's taxonomy places the organism in Eukaryota, Viridiplantae, Streptophyta, Magnoliopsida, Malvales, Dipterocarpaceae.